This is a messenger RNA of Cuscuta campestris, 921 nucleotides long. NCBI's taxonomy places the organism in Eukaryota, Viridiplantae, Streptophyta, Magnoliopsida, Solanales, Convolvulaceae. The record is from the annotation of a GenBank genome assembly.
CGCCACCUGUCUUCCAUGUGGCAGUCCCACGUGUUCCCGGCCACUGUUAAAAAGCCGUACGGUCUCUAGAUUGUUUUUUAUUUAAUCACUUUUUUGAACCGAAAGGAAAAUAAAAAAAAUAAUGGCGCCCAAAAAACAAGCAAGAAGGACGACCGCGGUGGUUACAUCCCGGAAAGUGGUUGAAAAAACCGUCCAAGUGGUGGUCACCCCGGGAAACCACGGCGGCGGCGUAGAAACAGAGAAACAACAACCUUGCAGCGCCAGCAGUGUUGCCGCCGAGGUUGUCUCUCUCUUAUCCAAAGAAGAGCCCACGGUCCACAGAACCGUCUCGGUAGAAUGCAAUACCGGAGACCCGCCGGCGGCGAGAAUGACGAAGAAGCGGAAGCGGGCGGCGGGCGGCGGCGGUGAGGCAGAGUACAAGAGGUACGUGUAUAAGGUGUUGAAACAGGUGCACCCGGACUUGGGGAUAUCGGCCAGGGCCAUGGCGGUGAUAAACAAUCUGAUGGCGGACAUGUUCGAGAGGAUAGCGGCGGAGGCGGCGGCGCUGGCGAAGUACGUCUCCCGCCGGACGCUCUCGUCUCGGGAGAUUCAGGACGCCGUCAAGCUGGUGCUGCCCGGAGAGCUCGGGAAGCAUGCCGUCGCGGAGGGAGCCAAGGCCGUCGCCGCUUACGCUGGCUAUAUAAACGGCGGCGGUAGCCGCAACCCAAAGUCGCCGCCGUCCAAAACCAAAUAAUAAUAGAGUUUGUAGUUUGAUUUCGUCUUAUUUGCUUGAGUAUUGUCGGUUCUAAAAAGUCUUUCCUAUUUUAUUUUUACGCAUCUCAUAAAACACUUCUAUCUCGUCUCUUCUAUCUCGUCUUGAAUGCCAAAAAUACUUUCAAAAUAACUUCUACCCACAAUAAAGAAGAAAUGUUGUAAAUUUUA